Emericellopsis cladophorae is the source of this 1701-nucleotide messenger RNA. RefSeq lists its product as uncharacterized. Gene Ontology annotation, cellular component: membrane. Gene Ontology annotation, molecular function: amino acid transmembrane transporter activity. Lineage: Eukaryota; Fungi; Ascomycota; Sordariomycetes; Hypocreales; Bionectriaceae. Gene Ontology annotation, biological process: amino acid transmembrane transport. The transcript is spliced from 2 exons. The record is from RefSeq and is a predicted model, not a curated record. The coding region runs from base 1 to 1701 and encodes 566 amino acids.
AUGUUCUCCAGAAAGGGGGACGAGAGGGCAGCAGCACCUGCUGCCGCCAGUCGCCCCAGCAUUGACGCAAAGUACGACGGCCAGUUCGAAGCCGAUAACUCGGAUGGUCUCCAACGUCGUCUCAACAACCGCCAGACCCAACUCAUCGCCAUUGGCGGCACCAUUGGGACGGGUCUCUUCAUCAGCAUCGGCGCGGGGCUCGCCAAGGGCGGUCCCGGUAGCCUUCUCGUCUGCUAUAUUCUUUAUGCGUCCGUCGUGGCCCUGGUCAACAACUCGAUUGCUGAAAUGACAACGUAUAUGCCCGUCUCCGGCGGCUUCAUCCGCCUGGCCGGCAACUGGGUCGACGACGCCCUUGGCUUCAUGGUCGGCUGGAAUUUCUUUUUGUACGAGGCGCUCCUCAUACCGUUCGAAGUCGUGGCUCUUAACAUUGUGCUCUCCUUUUGGAACGAAAAGGUGACGGAGCCCGGUCCGACGGCUGGCAUUUGUGCCGCUGUCAUUAUCUCAUAUGGUCUACUCAAUGUUGUCGCUGUGGGCGUCUUUGGUGAAGCCGAGUUCUGGCUCUCCGGUGGCAAGGUGAUUCUCAUCUUCAUGCUCUUCGGCUUCACGUUUGUGACCAUGGUGGGCGGAAACCCGUCAGGCCACGCCUACGGGUUUAGCCACUGGAACAGUCCAGCCGCAUUCCUGGAAUACCACGCGUCGGGGGACCUAGGCCGCUUCGAAGGCUUUAUGGGUGCCCUCGCGACCGCAGCCUUUGUGGUCGUGGGUCCCGACUACAUCUCCAUGGUGGCUGCCGAGGCCAAGCACCCCAGCAUCUACAUCAAGACCGCGUUCAAGACCGUCUACGUCCGUUUUGGCCUCUUCUUCAUCGGUGGUGCCCUCUCGACUGGUAUUGUGCUGCCCUCGAACGACGAGGCCCUCGUCGACAUCCACAUCAACGGCGGUGGCGGCCAGACGGCCGGUGCCUCGCCGUACGUGAUGGCCAUGGAGAACAUGGGCAUCGACGUGCUCCCUCACGUGGUGAAUGCCCUGCUCUUCACUACCAUUUACUCAGCCGGAAAUACGUAUACGUACUGCGCGACCCGCUCAUUAUACAGCCUUGCCCUCGAGGGCCGCGCCCCGGCCUUCUUCCGCAAGUGCACCGCCCAGGGAGUGCCCAUCUACUGCUUCGCUUUCACCAUGCUGUUCCCCCUGCUCUCCUUCCUGCAAGUCAACAGCGGCUCUGCCGAGGCCCUGAGCAUUUUGCUCUCGCUUAUCACGGGAGGCGGCGUCGUGGACUACAUCGUCAUAUCCAUCACCUUCCUCUUCUACUACCGCGCAUGCAAGGUGCAGGGUGUCGAUCGCAAGACGAGGCCAUACUACGGCUACCUGCAGCCCUACGGCGCCUGGGUCGCGCUCGUCCUGCAAGUCAUCGUGCUAUACACCUAUGGCUACACGGCCUUCACACCCUGGUCCACCAAGAACUUCUUCGCCAACUACACCAUGCAGCUCCUCGCGCCCCUCAUGUUCAUCGGCUGGAAGCUCAUCAAGAAGACCAAGUUUGUCAAGCCUGAGGAAUGUGAUCUUGUCUGGGACCGUCCCAUCAUCGACGCGUACGAGGCCAAGGCCAUGGAGCUGGACCCGCCGACUGGAUUCUGGCAGGAGAUGGGUCAGAUGGUGGGCUUGGGCCGCAAGAAGAAGGCCAUCAAGGAGGAGGAGCUUUGA